Molecule: messenger RNA, 771 nt
Organism: Acanthopagrus latus (yellowfin seabream)
Lineage: Eukaryota; Metazoa; Chordata; Actinopteri; Spariformes; Sparidae
Product: cystatin-C-like
Exons: 3
Coding region: 74-463 (129 amino acids)
Molecular function (GO): cysteine-type endopeptidase inhibitor activity
Source: RefSeq, a predicted model, not a curated record
ACGUCGUUGUUUAUAUAACAAGGCGGAGACGACGGGCCUGUUGUUUUGCUGUGUUUUCGUAGCUUGAAACACGAUGUGGAAGAUUGUCUUCGCGACUCUCGCGGCGGUUCUCGCCGUCGGUCUUGGUGCCAUGGUCGGGGGCUUCCGGGACAUAGAUGUGAAUGACGCCGGGGCGAGGGAUGCUCUGAACUUCGCCGUCGUCCAACACAACAGACGCAGCAACGACGCGUACCUGAGCCAAGUGGCAGAGGUGGUGAGAGUUCAGAGUCAGGUGGUUGCUGGCGUCAAGUACGUCAUAACUGUGCAAAUGGGGAAGACCCCCUGCAGAAAGGGCAGUGCAAGUGACAACGUGUGUGCCGUCCACGAAGACGCAGCCAAGGCUCGGGCUUACCAGUGCAAAUUCACAGUGUGGAGCAGGCCAUGGCUUCAGGAGAUCUCUUUGCUUGAGGAGAAAUGCAGUUAAGAAAACAAUGUGGAAACUCUUCAACGCUUGCAGAAUAACCUUCAGAAAGAGUAACGUGUAAUUUCCUGUAGACGAAACCACCAUGUAACCAUGUAUUAAGAUUUUAAUUUCUUUUCCUGUGCUACUUCACUGUAUGUUGGUAACCUUUGAAAGUCAGUAUUUUUAGAUGCCAGAAUCACCAGUAGUGACUGACAAUGAGGGAGUGAAUUAACUUUUAGAAUAGCAACUUUUUUCAGUGCAUACUUUCUAAAUCAAGCAAAUAACAAAUAGUUACAUACUGAACAGCCUAAUAAAGCCUAUUAACACCA